This is a messenger RNA of Photinus pyralis (common eastern firefly), 1255 nucleotides long. RefSeq lists its product as uncharacterized. The record is from RefSeq and is a predicted model, not a curated record. Bases 482 to 1180 code for a protein of 232 amino acids. The transcript has 3 exons. Lineage: Eukaryota; Metazoa; Arthropoda; Insecta; Coleoptera; Lampyridae.
GCAAAGUCACCGGUUCUCUUGAUUACAAAUUAUUACAAGCAAGAGAAAUAAUCUGUCAAGAAUAGAUUUUUUUUUGCUACAAAUGAAAUGUCCUUGAUUAAAAAAAAACCCUUUCUCUUGAAAUUGACCCUAGGCUCUCUUGAACGUUAAUUACUAAUAACAAAUGCCAUGGGUUUUUGUUCAAAACUGCUGAAGUGUUUGUAUAUUUCAGCAAUUUAAACAAAAUCUGUGUUUCUUUAUUCAAGUAACAAGAUCUUGUAUGUUGUGAAUAUUCUGAGAAUUCUCUCCCAUGCUCGAAACUUGCAACUACCGCACAUUGCAAUCCGUAUUACGUAUGUAUUCAUAUUCACAUGCAACGUGUUAGCUGCCCUUGCUCUUACUUUAUUUUAUUACUUUUUAUAGCUACUAAUGCUACUAUAGUAUUAUUACGCGCAUUUUUAAAGCCGAAAGUGAUUUUUUUCAUUUAUUGACACUGACGUGUAUGUUAUAUCAGUGCGGUAUGGAAAAUGUAAAAAUCUUUUUAAGUAAAUGGAAAUUAAUCCAUUUAUUUAACGUUUUUGAAGAGCAGAAUAUUGACGACCCUUUGUUAAUAAAACACUUGACUAACGACCAAAUCCGAUUAUUGGCUCCUAAUAUUGGAGAUCAAAUUAAGCUGCAACAAGGAAUCAAAAGCCUUAGCUCAGAUCAGGUCGAGGAUCAGAAUGAUGAACCACCAGAAAAGAAACAAAGAGUGGAAUUGCAUGACGAAAGUUAUGACACAACACUCACAGACAACAUUCCUAUCAUAUUUUUGGAAAAUAAUUUUGAAGCACUUGCUAGGCCGUCUACUUCAAACGCAGUAGAGGCCAUUUACGAUACAAUUAGCCAGACGUCAGACACAGUCACUGUCACAGACACAUCGACAGCUUCCUCUUGCACUGUGUAUGAGAGAAAAUCAGAUAUUCAAAUGUCAGCCCUCAAUAACUUUGAUCUUGAAAAAUUUUUAAAAAACGAUAUUUUGGGGGAGGCACUGCUUGUCAAAGGAACCAAACUAAAUGCUUUCAACAACGGAGACCGGGACCGACUAUGUGAACUGCUUAUAAAACAUCUUCUAAAUGAGCACAAAAAACUCAGUACACUGAUAAAACAGAUUUGGAAAUUUACAAUAAAAUUAUUGCUUUUCGGUGACCAAGAAAAUUGAUGUAAAAUCGCAAGCAUUCAGUAAACGAGUACAUUUACAAUUUAUAUGUAACUACGGAUUUACAAUUUCUUUGUA